Entrophospora sp. SA101 is the source of this 168-nucleotide messenger RNA. NCBI's taxonomy places the organism in Eukaryota, Fungi, Glomeromycota, Glomeromycetes, Entrophosporales, Entrophosporaceae. The record is from the annotation of a GenBank genome assembly.
AUGUCUUACAUAAAAUGGAAUGAUCAUAUAAAUAGUUGGUUAAUAAAAGAAAUCCAAAAGUGGAGAAAACAAAAAGAUGGAGCGCUAGCAGUUGAUCACAAUAUUGAUUUUCUAUUUCAAACUGCACUUAAAAAACUGGAUCAGAACCAUUUUCCCAAAGUUAAAAAA